Messenger RNA from Homalodisca vitripennis (glassy-winged sharpshooter), 1050 nucleotides. RefSeq lists its product as uncharacterized. The coding region runs from base 1 to 1050 and encodes 349 amino acids. NCBI's taxonomy places the organism in Eukaryota, Metazoa, Arthropoda, Insecta, Hemiptera, Cicadellidae. The record is from RefSeq and is a predicted model, not a curated record. The transcript is spliced from 2 exons.
AUGGCGCUACUGGCAAUAGAGUCGGCCGCAGAGUAUGAUGAAGUUGUUACAGGUUGGGAGUUUCACUCUCAUAAGCCUUACGCCUCGCCAACUCUGAAGAACAACGACGAAAUCAGAAUUCCGAUAAGUCAACAGGAUAUAAUUACGGCACUGUUCGAAAGCAGUAUACACAUCACUGGUAAAGUGAGUGCCAAAAAAGCUGACGGGAGUGAGGCCAGUAACUCACUAAUAAACAAUGCCAUCGCAUUUUUAUUCGACGAUGUAAGGUACGAGAUAGGCGGAAUAGAGGUUGACAGGACGAAAAAUGUAGGUAUAACGACUACUAUAAAAGGACUACUCUCCAUUAGGGAUGAAGAGCAAAAGUGUCUCGUAAACGCGUGCUGGCUCGGUCCCAAUACGACCAGUGAGGCCGGUGAAUUUACGUAUUCAGUGCCUCUGAAACUUUUGAUGGGUUUUGCCGAGGAUUACAAGAGAAUUGUUGCGAAUGCUAAGCAAGAGCUUGUUCUGUUGCGGUCGGCUACUGAUAUUAACGCCGUUAUCUCACCGGACGCGUCAAACCUCGACUUUCUGAUUACAUCGCUCGAGUGGCGUAGCUGGACAAUAAAAACGAGUUCGCAAAUUGAAAAGCCUCGGUACGUGGUGCUGGCCUUUCAGACCGGUAGAAAGAACGACCUAAGAAAGGACGCCUCUACUUUUGACCGUUGUGUUACGGAUGUUAAACUUCAUCUGAAUUCACAGUACUAUCCCUACGACAAUGUCCACGGCGAUCUCUGUAUAUUUUACGACAUGUACACACGAUUCCAAAGUUCGUACUAUCAAAAACCAGGGUCUCCGCUGGUUGACUUUAAAACAUUCACGUCUCAUGUGCCUCUGUACGUGAUUGAUUGUUCCAAGCAGAACGAUUCGAUCAAGUCGGGACCUGUAGAUGUUAGGUUGGAAUUUGAAGCUAAGGAGAAUUUCCCGCCAAACACAGCUGCAUACUGUCUCCUACUGCAUGACUCCCACAUAGCGUACACAGUGCUCACCGGUUCGGUACAACGUAUAAUGUAG